AUGGCUCUUGGAAUGGUAUAUGCGAGUCGUACGCUACAUGAAGGAAUCUUAAAAAACAUUCUUCAUUCGCCUAUGGCUUUCUUUGACGUUACACCUCUGGGUCGUAUUUUGAAUAGGUUUGGAAAGGACAUGGAUACGGUGGAUUCGACUUUACCAUAUUGCAGCAGAUCAUUUGUUGGAACUGCUUUGAACGUUUUGAUGACGAUUGUAGUAAUUCUGUAUGCGACUCCCACUUUUGGUGCUGUUAUACCAGUUCUUUCUACCGUCUACUACAUUGUUUUGGACUUGGAUACAGUGGAUUCUCGCCUCCCUGCUGCGUUAGUUAGUGCUGUGGCCUACUAUGUCUAUGGCUUCUUUUCGGCACUUAUUCCGGUUGUUGUAACUCCUCCAGUUCUUUUCGUAUUCGUCAUCAUCUCGACAGCCUAUUUUUAUUUGAUGCAGUGUGAAAUCUUCUCAUUUUUAGCGUUUCUACGUGUCCACAUCAAGGCAACUGAAGAGAUUGGAAUCUACCACGAGGUCGCCAAUAUAUUCACACUUUCAAGAGCUUCAUGCAUUAGAGCCUAUCGUUGUGUCGACCGCUUUAUCAGAGAAUCACAGCAGCGUGUGGAUGACAAUCUUGCAACUUACUACCCUUCUAUAGUCGCAAAUCGAUGGCUUGCUGUUCGUCUGGAGUUAAUCGGUAAUCUCAUAGUUGCUUUUUCGGCAAUUUUCACCGUCUUGUAUCGUGACAGUGGAGGAGUGACUGCUGGGUUGGCUGGCCUUUCUGUUUCUUAUGCUCUUAAUAUAACACAAACAUUAAACUGGGCGGUGAGAAUGACAAGCGAGCUUGAAACUAACAUUGUGGCUGUUGAGCGUUUGAAAGAAUAUGCUGAGACUCCUACUGAGGGUUUGAAAAAUGGGACUGUACCAAAAAAGCCACCUUCGGAUUGGCCAUCAAAGGGCGAAAUACUGAUGAAAAAUUUGUAUUUGCGAUACCGCCCGAAUUUGGACUGUGUAUUGAAAGGCAUAACAGCACAUAUCUAUGCCAACGAGAAAGUUGGAGUAGUGGGUCGUACAGGCGCAGGCAAAAGUUCUUUAAUGCUUGCGCUGUUCCGCAUUGUUGAGGCUGAUUCUGGAUCGAUUGAAAUUGAUGGUAGUGAUAUUGCGAAAAUUCCAUUGGAGAAUUUAAGAUCGAAACUUACAAUCGUACCUCAAGAUCCCGUCUUGUUUUCUGGAACAUUGAGGAUGAAUCUUGAUCCUUUUGAACGUUUUGAAGACGAGAAAAUUUGGGACGCUUUGAGGAUGGCCCAUUUAGAGCCUUUUGUGGUGUCUCUUCCGGAUCGUUUGGAGCAUAUGAUAUCUGAAAGUGGUCAAAACUUGAGUGUUGGGCAGAGGCAGUUGAUCUGUUUAGCUCGCGCGCUAUUGAGGAAAACAAAAAUUCUUGUCUUGGACGAAGCAGCGGCUUCAGUAGACAUGGAAACUGAUUCUCUUAUUCAGAAAACGAUUCGAGAGCAGUUUGCUGACUGUACUGUGUUGUCGAUAGCUCAUCGCCUCCAAACCGUUAUAGAUCUUGAUAGACUAAUGGUAAUGGACGAUGGUGUUGUCGUGGAGUUCGACAGUCCUAAAGUGCUUCUGAAAAAAGAGUCUUCCUUGUUUUACUCAAUGGCAAAGGAUGCCAGUUUAGUGGAGUGA
Messenger RNA from Enterobius vermicularis (human pinworm), 1671 nucleotides. The record is from the annotation of a GenBank genome assembly. Lineage: Eukaryota; Metazoa; Nematoda; Chromadorea; Rhabditida; Oxyuridae.